Messenger RNA from Anastrepha obliqua, 478 nucleotides. RefSeq lists its product as uncharacterized. The transcript has 3 exons. The coding region runs from base 111 to 434 and encodes 107 amino acids. The record is from RefSeq and is a predicted model, not a curated record. NCBI's taxonomy places the organism in Eukaryota, Metazoa, Arthropoda, Insecta, Diptera, Tephritidae.
CAGAUCUACACUAAGAUUGUCACUAAUUCAUUCACUUUCCAGCGCUUACGUUAGGCAGAUCAACUAAUCGGUUUGAAAUUGUUCAAAGAAUUAAAAAAAAUAUAUACAACAUGUCUCCUGUGCUAAAGUGUCUUUUGGGACUUUUCAUUGUGUUGUGCUUUGCGCAGUUCAUUGAAAUGGCACGCAUUCCACGCGAUAACAACGCUGUCAAUGAUUUUGCCACAAAAUUUGGAGAGCUCGGCCCGAACUUGAGUAAAAUAUUUCAAAAGGAAGUAAGCCGUUUUAAGGAAACUUUUGAAACGGACGAGUUUAAGAAAUUUAUGGCCUCCGGCACAGAUCAAUUCAACCAGUUCCUCGAAAACUUCAAAAAAACUGGUGACGAGGUGAAUAAAAAUAAAGAUAUUAAAACUGUAAAUAUGGGACAAAACCAUUAAUAGCUUUUAAAGAAUUAAAGGUUAAGAAACUAAUAAAAAACGAA